CUGAGAGCCUCGUUCCUCUCUGAGAGCCCCCCGGUGUGUGUUCCAGGUCUGGACGACUGCCUGCAGCAGUACGUGAACGUGUUCGAGCGGGGGGGCGUGUGCGGCGAGCGGCUGCUGAGGAUCAGCCACGCCGAGCUGGAGGAGCUGGGAACGGAGAGCGUCCGGACGUUGGCCCACAAGCUGGGCGCCUCGGCCAAGAACCUGCAGAACUUCAUAUCCGGCCGCCGCCGCAGCAGCCAAUCAGAGAGCAGGAGCUCGCGGCGGCUCCCCAACGACCUGCUGACGUCUCCCUUUGCUGCCGUGGCGGACUACUCUGUAACCCGGAACAAUGUCAUCCAGCUCUGCCUGGAGCUCACCACCAUCGUGCAGCAGGACUGCACGGUGUUCGAGACCGAGAACAAAAUCCUUCACGUGUGUAAGACGCUGUCGGAGGUGUGUGAGCACAUCGUGCUGUUACCUGUUCAUGUCGUCCACUCCAUCAGCAGCAAAGUAGAAACUCUUGACCUUUGGGUGGCACGCUUUGAAAGCACUGGAGAGACAGAGGGAGUUAUUUUCAUCCAAUACUCAUCCACCAGUUACCCCAUUCUCCAUCCAUCCCAUAAUCCAUCCAUCCAUCCAUCCAUUAAUCCAUCCAUCCAUCCAUCCAUACAUACAUACAUACAUAUAUUCAUUAAUCCAUCCAUAUAUUCAUUAAUCAAUCCAUCCAUCCAUCCAUCCAUCCAUCCAUCCAUCCCAUAA
Molecule: messenger RNA, 738 nt
Organism: Menidia menidia (Atlantic silverside)
Lineage: Eukaryota; Metazoa; Chordata; Actinopteri; Atheriniformes; Atherinopsidae
Source: the annotation of a GenBank genome assembly